Messenger RNA from Gossypium raimondii (Peruvian cotton), 1713 nucleotides. RefSeq names its product disease resistance protein At4g27190-like. The record is from RefSeq and is a predicted model, not a curated record. NCBI's taxonomy places the organism in Eukaryota, Viridiplantae, Streptophyta, Magnoliopsida, Malvales, Malvaceae. Bases 1 to 1713 code for a protein of 570 amino acids. Gene Ontology annotation, molecular function: protein binding. The transcript has a single exon.
AUGGGUACAAGACAAGAAAUGAAAGAAAAGGGUCAAGUUAUUUUGAAGAAGUUGGAAGAUAAUUGCUUGUUGGAAAAUGUCUCGAGUGAAGAAAUGAAAAUGCAUGAUGCAGUGAGAGACAUGGCAUUGUCGAUCACAAGAAUGAAUCCUCGGUAUAUGAUACAAGCAGGUCUGCAAUUAGGAGAGUUACCAGAAAAUGAGCAAUGGAGUCUGGAUAUUGAGAAAGUGUCACUUAUGCAUAACUCCAUAUCAGAAGUUUCCAUAGAUGUGCUGCCCACAAAAUGCCAACUGCUCACAACCUUGUUAUUGCAGCAUAACCCUAUAAAGAAGAUCCCAUAUUCUUUUUUCAUAAACAUGCCCUGUCUUUGUGUCCUAAAUUUGUCCUUUACAAAGAUCGAGAGUUUACCAAAUUCCAUUUCUGAACUAAAGAACCUCACAACAUUGUUGCUUCGUGGCUGUGAAGAAUUAAGAGGUCUGCCAUGUCUUUCGAUGCUUCAAGAAUUGAAGAAGUUGGAUCUUUAUGGGACUGAAAUUGAGGAAGUCCCUGAAGGAAUGGAUAUGCUGAUAAAGCUAAGAUAUCUUGAUCUUCAAGUGUUCACUCUGAAUGAGAUACCUGCUGGACUUUUACCAAAACUCGUUCACCUUCAGCACUUGAGUUUUGCUGUGGACAAUGAAGAAACAAGUCUAAAAGUAGAGGAGAUGGAACCAUUGAAGAAGUUGGAGUGCUUAACCGGACAUUUCGAAGACAUCAGUGAAUUCAAUAAGUUCAUCUCCUCAAUGCAGCAAAGUAAGAAAAAUCUCAUCAAGUACUAUUUACAGGUGGGCUCAUGUUUUAAGCCUGCUCAAAUUCAUCCUAUAACAGAUAAAACGGUAACAAUUGGAGGAGUCCAGAGUUGGGAAGGUGAGUUAAUUAUGCACCCAGUUGAAAUUCAAGAGUUGAAUAUUGUAGAGUGCGACUAUUUGAGAAACUUAGUGGAUGAUAAUUCUUUCUUCAAAAAUGCGAUUGACUUGAGGGUUUGUAGGAUUUUGUGGUGUGAAGGGAUAGAGUGUCUUGUUCCCCUGUCCUCUUCUUCCUGUUCUUCCGCUCAUCCAUUUCAGAGCCUCGAGGUGUUACAUCUUAGAGAUCUGCCAAAGUUGAGUGCCCUUCUUAUGAAAGAUGCAGGAAUUGGUUCAGCAACAACAUCAACAUCGGCUCCGUCAGCCACCUUUUCCCAUCUUAAGCGAAUUGAAGUAUGCAGAUGCUCAAGUAUGAAGACGUUGCUUCCACAUUGGUUGCUUCCAAACCUCCAAAACCUGGAAGAAAUUUGGGUGGCAGAAUGUUAUGAGAUAGUAGAAAUAUUGGGAGCAGAAACAUCAGAAGUUGAAGAAAAAGGGAGUGAUGCAUUAAUCAAAUUCCAUCUUCCCAAAUUGAGAGAGUUGGAAUUGUGGAGUUUACCAAAUUUGAAGAGCAUUUGCAGCAAAAGUGGAGUGAUGGUUUGCGAUUCUCUCCAAUUUAUCCAAGUUGCUGGAGACUGUUAUAAAUUGAAGAGAAUUCCACCAUUUGUUCCCCUUGUUGGCAAUGGGCAGCCAUAUGCAUAUGCUCCACCUUCUCUUACCAUCGACUCAAACACGAGAUGGUGGGAAUCGUUGGAGUGGGAUGACCAUCCAAACUUUAAAAAUAUUCUUCGCUCCAACCCUGAGGAGGAUAAGAGGUAUGAUCCAUUUAUGGUAUAG